UAUGGAGACUUUUUUAAAUGCUGCUCGUUUUGGUGACUUUCAAGUAGUUCAUGAUUUGUAUUUUCAAUAUUCCAAUAAACUUUUGUUCACUGCCAGAGACGAGUUUCGGAAUACUCCACUUCACUUGGCAGCAGCUAACGGACAGUUGGAAGUGGCCAAGUUUCUUACGAAGCAAGGAGCCGACAUAAAUGCCCAGAAUGAUGCUGGAAAUACUCCUUUGCACUGGGCGGCCUUAUUGGGAGAGUUGGAAAUAGUACAGCUUCUAGUAGCUGAAGGAGCAGACCCUUGCAUUGAAAACGAGUUUCACCGCACUCCGUUGGAUGAAGCAGUAGACAAAGGGCAUCAGUCUGUCGUGAGUAUCUUGGAGAAGCUUUUAGAGUCCCAAGGCAAAGCAGAUACGAGUUGGUUGAAUGAUCAACCAUAGUGCUAGGAAGAUAGAACUUCUCUUGAGAGCCUUUUUGUUUUCCCUUUGAUAAAGAAGAAUAAAUAGAAAACAGCCUCUAAAUAUAUGUAUGGAUAGAUAGUCUAUUAGGUCGUGAAUUGCAAGUCAACCAAUAUAUACAUAUAUAUAUAUAUAUAUAUAUUGGGCUGUAUCAUAAAUAUGUUUCCAAAACA
Messenger RNA from Galdieria sulphuraria, 615 nucleotides. RefSeq names its product ankyrin-repeat protein. Gene Ontology annotation, molecular function: protein binding. The transcript has 2 exons. The coding region runs from base 2 to 424 and encodes 140 amino acids. Lineage: Eukaryota; Rhodophyta; Bangiophyceae; Galdieriales; Galdieriaceae. The record is from RefSeq and is a predicted model, not a curated record.